Drosophila serrata is the source of this 2000-nucleotide messenger RNA. Its product is annotated as succinyl-CoA:acetate/propanoyl-CoA:succinate CoA transferase. Lineage: Eukaryota; Metazoa; Arthropoda; Insecta; Diptera; Drosophilidae. The record is from RefSeq and is a predicted model, not a curated record. Gene Ontology annotation, biological process: acetate metabolic process. Gene Ontology annotation, cellular component: mitochondrion. Gene Ontology annotation, molecular function: acetate CoA-transferase activity.
GAAACUUCCUUUACAAUGACAUGCUGCCCUAAUUAAAAGCUGCUCAAAAUUCUUUUUUAAAAUUGAGGAAAAAUUCUAAAAACAUACACUAAUCCUAACUAACUGGCAAAACCACCGAGGCACAAAUGAACCGUACCCAACAAAAACAUCAACCGGAGAAUAAGCAGAACUAGAUGGGAUCGACCAGGGCUGCGAGUAAAGGAACUUUUGCGAAAAAGCUUUUAUCUCGCGAUUGAGCUUGGGCGCCUUUUGCCACUAGCCAUCGCGGUGUCGUAGCGGACGGAGCUUUAUAUCAAUUAUAAAAAAAACACCUUCGCCGCGUAACUACUGUUCGCAUCCUGUUCAUCAAGUGCGUGUCCUAAGUUGAAAUAAUGAGUAAGCAAUUGGCGCGCCAUGUGGGUCAGCUCAGCAAGCUCCUAAGCAACGCGACGGCGGCGGCAUGCACUACUUCCGCCCACAACAACUACUUUACCUACGUGAAUGAGCUGUCGCAUCCCAUUGCCCGCGACCCACCGAUUGUGAAGCCGGCUGAGGCUGUUGCCUGCAUCAAAUCUGGGGACACGGUGUUUGCACAGGGUGCUGCUGCCACGCCCGUGGCGCUGCUGAAUGCGAUGGCCAAACACGGGAAGGAAAAUAAGCUUGAAAAUGUGACAGUGUGCCACAUGCACACGGAAGGUCCAGGAGAGUACGCUAAGCCGGAGUACAAGGACAUUUUUCGCUCCAACUCGUUCUUCAUGGGUGCCAAUGUGCGAAAGGCCGUGGCCGAGGGACGUGGCGACAACGUGCCCAUUUUUCUGCACGAGAUCCCAAUGCUCUUCUAUAAGAAAAUAGUGAAGCCCGAUGUGUCCUUCAUCCACGUGUCGCCGCCCGACUCCCACGGUUACUGUUCGCUAGGCACCAGUGUUGACUGUGUUCGGGCUGCUCUGCUAAACUCGAAGCUUAUUGUUGCUCAAAUUAACCCCAAGAUGCCGCGAACGUUUGGCGAUGCCAUUAUCCACAAGUCGCAUUUCGACUUCGCCAUCGAGACGAACGACGACCUGCCGCAGCACGGUACCGGCGAGAUUUCUGCUGUGGAGCAGAAAAUUGGUAAACUGAUCGCCGAGAACCUGGUCAAGGAUGGUGCUACGCUGCAGAUGGGUAUCGGUAGUAUCCCUGAUGCUGUACUCGCCGCCCUGCACAACCACAAGGAUCUAGGAAUCCACUCCGAGAUGUUUGCCAAUGGCGUCGUCGAGCUCGUGAGGAAGGGCUGUGUCACCAACAGCAAGAAGAAGAUGCACCAAGGUCGAAUUGUCGGAUCCUUCCUUAUCGGUGACCAAGCUCUAUAUGACUUUGUCAACAAUAAUCCCUUCAUUGAAAUGUAUGCCAUCGACUACGUGAACAACACCAGCAUCGUAAAACAACAACCCCGAAUGACGGCAAUCAAUAGUUGCAUUGAAGUAGAUCUGACAGGACAGGUUUGUUCUGACUCGAUUGGUACUCGUUUUUACUCUGGCUUCGGUGGCCAGGUGGACUUUAUCCGUGGCGCCGCGGAAGGACUGGAUGGACUGGGUGUUCCUAUUAUUGCUAUGCCCUCGACCACCAAUAAGGGCGAGAGCAAAAUUGUCCCCACUCUGAAGCCUGGCGCUGGCGUCGUCACUUCUCGCGCCCACGUCCACUACGUUGUCACGGAACACGGCAUUGCCUCACUGUUCGGAAAGAAUGUGCGUCAAAGAAUGUACGAACUCAUCCAAAUCGCCGAUCCCAAGCACCGCGAAGCCUUGGAAAAGGACUGUUUCGAGCGCAUCAAGGUGAUGCCAUGCCCAAAUUAAGCAUCACCACCUAUAGAAAACAAUUUCUGGGUAGCAUCCCUGUGUAGCAUUAUUUGAAGGCAUUCCCGAAAUUGUUUUAUCAUUUUUUUAGAUCUGCAAUGACGAUAUAGCCCUUAGCAUUACCAAAUUUUUGAAUCCAAAUUGACGAGCAAAGAAUUUCAAUUGAAAAAUAAAAAUAUAAACGAAAACAAA